AUGAAGACCCUGAUCUUUCAGGUCAUCCUUGGCACAGCGGCCGUAUUCAUCGCUGGAUGCGAUGCCACUUCUCACCAUCAUCGGAUGCACCAGGCGUAUCAGCGUUUGGCUCAUCCUCACAGCCAUGUUCACUCGCGAGCCGAGUCCAACGUCCUAGUCAAGCGAGGAACCUGCGCCUUUCCUACUGAUGACUCCAACCUCGUUGCUGUCACCCCUGAUCAGAAGAAUGCGGGAUGGGCUAUGAGCCCUGAUCAAGAGUGUAAGCCAGGCAGCUACUGUCCUAUUGCCUGCAAGCCCGGCAUGGUUAUGAAUCAAUGGGACCCGGAUUCGACGUAUACUUAUCCUGCCUCCAUGAAUGGUGGAUUGCAUUGCGACGAGAACGGCAACGUCAAGAAGCCUUUCCCCAACAAGCCCAACUGUGUUGAAGGAACUGGGUCCGUCAAAGCCAUCAACAUGUGCAAAAAACACAUGUCCUGGUGCCAGACUGUUCUACCUGGCAAUGAGGCCAUGUUGAUCCCUACUCUUGUCAAGUCUGAAGCUGUUAUCGCUGUUCCUGGCUCUUCGUACUGGCAGAGCACUGCCGCUCACUUUUACAUUAACCCUCCUGGUACUGGUACCGAUGGGUGCAUUUGGGGCACUGAAGACAAAGCCAUUGGUAACUGGAGUCCCUACGUUGCUGGCGCCAACACCGACAGCAAUGGCCAAACUUUUGUCAAGAUUGGAUGGAACCCUAUCUGGGAAUCAUCCGGCCUCAAGGGGACGAAACCUGGAUUCGGCGUAAAGAUUGAAUGCCCCGACGGUGGCUGUUCUGGCCUGCCCUGCCAGAUCGAUCCGUCCGCUGCCGAGGGCAGUGUUGCCAGCAAAGAUGCCGCUGUUGGUGCCGGUGGUUCUUCUUUCUGUGUCGUCACUGUUGCCAAGGGCAGCUCUGCCCAUAUUGUCGCUUUCGAUGGAUCUGGCGGUAAUAAGGAACCACCCAAGCAGUCUUCAUCUGCUCCCCCUCCUCCUCCCCCGCCAUCCACCUCACAGCAGCCUACGACGACCCAGAUCCCUACGACGUCGUCUACGCCCCCUAAGCCAACCACCACCAGCGUCGCGCCGACUACGACUUCCCAGCCUACCACGACACUCGCCCCAACAACUUCGUCCUCGACAUUGACGACCUCAUCGUCAUCCUCAUUGUCGUCGUCGUCGUCAUCCUCAUCGUCAACAACAUCAUAUGCUCCUCCUACUCUCAUCCCUGGUAUAUUCCACGAAAACGGUACUUCCUUGAGCAACUCCACGACCACAUUGGCGUCGUCCACAGCCCCCACAACUUCGAUAGCCGAGACAACCGUCCCCAACGUCCCUAUUCCCACCGAAAAGAAAGGAGAAGCUGGCAGACAGCAAGGCAGUGCAGCUGUGGCCGGCCUCGUCGUGGCCCUCGUCGCAGCCGCUUGCUUGUUCUAG
Molecule: messenger RNA, 1446 nt
Organism: Metarhizium brunneum ARSEF 3297
Lineage: Eukaryota; Fungi; Ascomycota; Sordariomycetes; Hypocreales; Clavicipitaceae
Source: RefSeq, a predicted model, not a curated record